Meira miltonrushii is the source of this 2805-nucleotide messenger RNA. Its product is annotated as HECT-domain-containing protein. Gene Ontology annotation, biological process: ubiquitin-dependent protein catabolic process; protein polyubiquitination. NCBI's taxonomy places the organism in Eukaryota, Fungi, Basidiomycota, Exobasidiomycetes, Exobasidiales, Brachybasidiaceae. Bases 1 to 2805 code for a protein of 934 amino acids. Gene Ontology annotation, molecular function: ubiquitin protein ligase activity. The record is from RefSeq and is a predicted model, not a curated record. The transcript has a single exon.
AUGGCGAGCAGUUUGGUCCAAUGGGGUCUAUAUCGCUCCCUCAGGUCUCACAUUCUAGCAUCACCUACCUCUCAGAAAGCACCCGGAUCGAAUUCGUCAUCACCUGUUGCAUUGGCAUUAAAACCACUGGAAUUGUUCUCUGCAUCGAAACCUGGAAAGUCUGAUUCACACAGCCCUCGAUCAGAUGUGAUUCGUCAGUUCACACGCAGCUUUUUGUCUAUCUCGAAUCUUCCCAAUCGGAUACCUAGGACAACUUUGGUGCAAUUGGUGGUCGGCUUACCAGUCGUUGAAGUUGCAGAAAGCAUAACGCAGAAUCAUGUCAAAGCCUCAGAUGAUGUCGAUUUGUUGGCAAACUUUGUUGCUCUUGCAUGGAAGCGUAUACCACACCUGCCUGACGGUGUGAGUCUUAAGGUAUAUUUGCUAGCAUUGACUAAGCUGCAAGAUGGUAUUCCUCCUGGCGUUCUACGAACAUUUGAUAAUGACAGUAGUACUUCGAUCUUCGGUGUCGACGCAAGUGCUACCAAAUGGAAAGGUAAAGGCAAGGUUAACGCCGCAUCGAAUGCCCUUGAUUCUGCCACUCUUGCCAGAUUACAAAUCAUCGUUUCUCAAGAUCAUCUGAGUGCCUUGCUUACCGCUUCAGCAAAGCAUCCCACAAGCACUCGAGAGGCAUUGUGUGCAUUCUUGGCAUCGUCCCUUCAGUCGUGGGAUUCGCAGACGCAGGAGAAGAUUCUUGCAUGCGUCGCAUAUCGUUAUGGUGGCUCUGCUACAGCUUCAUCCUCUGCCCAAUCUCGAGCACCUUCUACACAUUCGAUCGGUGGUCUGGUGAGAGAGUUAUGGAGAGGUUGGAUCCGUGGAUCAAAGCUUGCCCGUGGAUUGUCGAAUGAAGCGCUGCAGGGCAGAAGGGCCUUGAUCACAAUCUUGAGUGAUGAAACAUUAAAGUCUGCAUGGCCUUGCUUGAUCGUUCUUUGUCAUUUGUAUUCGCGAUCUUUGCUCACGAUUGGAGACGAUGAAUUCUACCCGGACGAAGGCAGACACGCAACUAGCACAGCAGGCUCCAAUGCUUCGGGAAUGCGUAAUCCGCUCACACUGGACGAAGUCAUCACACUUUCUGGCUUAUUGAGGAAUCUUGCGUUUGCAAUGUAUUGGUUUGAAGGUACAGGUGGACCAUUAAACGAUCUCUCGCAUAAUAGCGUUGUUGGCAUGGGCAAGAUGGAUUUGCUAAGCUUGCGUGACACCGUCACAAGACUCCUGCAACAACUUCACCAACGUGACAGUAGACGUAGAUUUGCACCCGACAACCACUGGCUAAUGAACAGCGAGCUCGACUUGAACAGCUUCAUCCAAAGCGUCGUUAUGGAAGAAGAUGAAUUGAACAAGAAACAGGAUGAAGGUCUUACCGAUGGUGGGGAUACGAUGGACGUUGAAGAAGAUGAAGUAGAUGAGAUCGACAGGGAUGAUGAACCAAUGGAAGAAGAUGAGAAUGAUGCUUCAUCAGCUGAUCGUCCAGCGAUCUCAUCUCGAUUGGCGAACCAUAGACCUCUUGGAUCUCGUAAACGUGGUCUCACUGCACGAAGUUUGGCAUAUCUCUCACCUCGUCUAGGAGUGUUGAACAAUAUCCCUUUUGUGAUCCCAUUCGAAGUGCGAGUAGAGAUUUUCCAUCAAUUCACCGCUCUUGAUUACGAUCGAUUGCGCAGAUCUAGGGCGUACAACGGCCCUCUGCGUGAUAUCACAAUUCGACGUGGAAGCGUUGCCGAAGAUGGUUUCACACAACUCAAUGGUCUUGGAGAAAAUUUGAAACAUCGAAUUGCUAUCAGAUUCGUCGAUCAAUUUGGCAUAGAAGAGAGCGGAAUAGAUGGAGGCGGCCUGUUCAAAGAGUUCUUGACAAGUUUGAUCAAAGAAGCCUUUGAUACAGAUAGAGGUUUAUGGAGUGCAACAGACGAUCAACAGCUAUACCCGAACCCUCAUUCGUAUGCCAAGCAAGAUGACAACUUGCAGUGGUACAAAUUCCUUGGAAGGGUGUUGGGAAAAGCACUGUAUCAAGGUAUCCUUGUGGAUAUUAAUUUUGCCAGCUUUUUCUUGUCGAAAUGGUUAGGACGUGGACAUGGAUAUUUGGACGAUUUGAGCGGCUUGGAAAGUUUGGACAAAGAAGUGUACCGCAAUCUCUUGUGGCUCAAACAUUACAACGGUGAUGUAGAGAAAGACCUCACGCUUGAUUUCACCGUUGCAGAUGAAGAAUUUGGCGAGAAGCGAAUUCAUGAAUUGGUACCGAACGGUAGAAAUAUUCCAGUCACCCGGGAAAAUAGAUUGGAGUACAUUUACCGCGUAAGCCAUUACCGAUUGAACGAGCAAAUUCGUCAACAAUCUGACGCUUUCUUAUCCGGUUUGACGGAUUUGAUCGAUUUACGCUGGCUCAGAAUGUUGAAUCGUGAUGAGCUGCGAAUCUUGAUCAGCGGUACAGAAGGUGAUAUUGAUUUGAAAGAUUUACAAGCAAAUACUGUUUUGGGUGGCUAUCAUGAAAAAGAUCAAGUUAUGGACUUCUUUUGGCGUUCUUUGGAAAGCUUUACACAUGCUCAACGAAAAGCUUUUCUCAAAUUUGCCACAAGUUGCCCUUCUCCACCUUUGCUUGGAUUUCAACAACUUAAUCCCAAAUUCGGCAUUCGACAUGCUGGCGAUGAUACAUCCCGUUUACCAACCGCUAGCACUUGUGUCAAUUUGCUCAAACUCCCAAGGUACACUUCUUUCGAACAGUGUAGAGAAAAGCUUCUCUAUGCCAUCGAAUCAGGUGCGGGAUUCGAUUUGAGUUGA